Messenger RNA from Athene cunicularia (burrowing owl), 5852 nucleotides. It is a transcript of the gene ATP10B, whose product is annotated as ATPase phospholipid transporting 10B (putative). The transcript has 24 exons. NCBI's taxonomy places the organism in Eukaryota, Metazoa, Chordata, Aves, Strigiformes, Strigidae. The record is from RefSeq and is a predicted model, not a curated record. Gene Ontology annotation, biological process: phospholipid translocation. Gene Ontology annotation, molecular function: ATP hydrolysis activity; magnesium ion binding; ATP binding. Gene Ontology annotation, cellular component: plasma membrane.
UCUCUUUUCCUUACCUCUGAACAGCUAAGGACGCCCUCUCCAGUCCCACUUCCAUCCCACACUCUAUAAAGUCGACAAGGUGGCAAUAACUUGUGCCUCUGGAUCUAUCUCGCCUGCCCUCGCUAAUUGUGAAUCAAGGUUUCCCCUUCAAACAGGAUCUUUCCUUUCCAAGUGCAUGCUCCAAGGAGAAGCAGAAGUUCAGGAAUUGAGAUACAUAGACAUGUUUUAGCUUUUUGCCUUUCUCUUGAGACCAUAGUAGCAUCACUGGAAGGUCAGAGAGGAGUGACAGAAGUUUGGACUGUGGGAAGGAGUGCCUUUCCUUAAAGGAAGAAUAAAAUAGUCUGACAUCCCUGCUGUGAAUGGCUUUGUCUGUGGAUUCUGCUUUGUACCGUUGGCGGAGACUAGGAGCUGAAAGUUCCUCCCAGACUCCAUCAGAAUCAACACCACUGCUGUCUUCUGUCAGAGACAAACCAAGACCCAACUUAAACAAAUGGAGGAUUGUGUUUCCUGACAAUGGGAGACAGUGGAAAGACUGGAAACAAGCUUCUGUGGUUUAUUCUGGAAACAGAAUACAGACCACAAAAUACACAUGGUUCACUUUUUUUCCCCAAAAUCUUUUUGAGCAGUUUCACAGGCUGGGUAAUCUUUAUUUCUUAUUUCUGGUGGUUCUGAACUGGUUCCCACAAGUGGAAGUCUUCCACAAGGAGAUUACUAUGUUGCCUCUGAUUGUGGUGCUGCUUGCCAGUAUGAUUAAGGACGCUAUUGAAGACCAUAGAAAAUACCGAUUUGAUAAGACAAUAAACUUCUCUAAAACCAGGGUGUAUGACAAGGAAGAACAUGCUUAUGUUGAGAAAUGCUGGAAAGAUGUCCGAGUGGGGGAUUUUGUACAGCUUCAGUGUAAUGAGACCAUCCCAGCUGAUAUCCUACUGCUCUACUCCUCUGACCAGAAUGGGAUCUGUCACUUGGAAACUGCCAACCUUGACGGGGAGACCAACCUUAAACAACGACACGUCGUGAUGGGUUUCUCCAGCCAGAAUACCUUGUUUGAACCCGAAUUUUUCCAAAACACCAUCAUCUGUGAAAUGCCUAACAAUGAUCUCAAUAAAUUCAAAGGGUACAUGGAGCAGCCAAAUCAUGAACGGAUUGGUUUUAACAUUGAAAGCCUCUUGCUUCGUGGAUGUACAAUCAGAAAUACUGAGGCUGCAAUAGGAAUUGUUAUAUAUGCAGGUCAUGAAACUAAGGCCAUGCUAAAUAACAAUGGUCCUCGUUACAAGCGCAGCAAGAUAGAGCGACGGAUGAAUAUGGAUAUUUUCUUAUGUGUGGGACUUCUGUUCAUGAUGUGUCUUGUUGGAGCUGUAGGGCAUGGCAUUUGGACAGGAAACUUCUCGGAGUAUCCACCCUAUGAUGUCCCAGAUGAAAAUGGCAAUUUUCUGUCUCCAGUUCUUGCUGGUUUCUACAUGUUCUUGACAAUGAUAAUCCUGUUGCAGGUUUUAAUCCCCAUUUCGCUUUAUGUGUCCAUUGAGUUAGUCAAAUUGGGCCAAGUCUUCUUAAUUCACAAUGACAUUGACCUGUAUGAUGAAGAAGCAGAUUUGCCUAUACAGUGUCGUGCCCUAAAUAUUACUGAAGAUCUUGGGCAAAUCCAGUAUAUCUUCUCAGACAAAACUGGGACACUAACAGAAAACAAAAUGGUAUUCCGACGCUGUACUGUCGAUGGAAUUGAGUAUUCACAUCAGGAAAAUGCCAGGCGCCUGGAGAACCACAAGGACUUGGACUUAGAUGAUGAGGACUUUGCAAAAUUUCAACACUUCACUCUUCCUCCCAUGAAUAUUGAGAGACAAGCCACUUACAAACAGACGACCACGAAACCUUUAGGGAGAUGCCAGAGUGCUAGGGCUCAUUUUCAGGGGCAUACACGGAACAGGUCACUUGGUCGUCGUGACAGCAACCAGUCUCAAGUGGCAUUCAGCAGUACCAUUGAAAAGGAUGUGACUCCCGAUAGAAGGCUGCUGAGGCGAGUGAGAGAAGCUGCACUCCAGACUGAAAAUCUUUCUCCUUUUAUACAUACGAAGACUUCCACAUCCCUUACUGACUUUUUUCUUGCCCUUGCCAUCUGCAAUACAGUCCUAGUCUCCACAGCUACAGAACCAAGACAAAGGGUCACAGUCCCACCACCAAUAAAACCAUCAGGAAUCACCCUGGAGAAGAUUCAUCAGAUAUUUCAACGGCUAAAAUUAGCAAGCCUUAGUCAGUCUUUCUCAUCAUCUCAGUCUAGUUCAGACCUAGGUGCUAGCUUCAGUGCAAAGAACACCGAGGAGCAUCUUGCUGCAUUGGAUUGCUGUGACAAUGAUGGCAACUGCUGUGCCAGCGGUAGAGGCGAUGAGUUCCAGGGCAAGGGCAGCACAGAUAUUGGUAGUGCUUCCUUGGAUGAGGUUUUUAAAUCUGUGACUAAUAGUUCUUUGCCAACAGACUUUUGCUAUGAGGCUGAGAGCCCAGAUGAGGCAGCACUUGUCUAUGCUGCCCAGGCAUAUAGUUUUACUUUAGUGUCCCGAACUCCUGAACAGGUGACCGUACGUUUGCCACAAGGCACACUCCUGACUUUUGAUAUUCUCUACACUUUGGGAUUUGACUCAGUCAGGAAAAGGAUGUCUGUAGUGGUGAGACACCCUCUAACCAAGGAGAUUGUUGUCUACACAAAAGGAGCUGACUCUGUUAUAAUGGACUUGCUGGAAGACUCUGCCACAGCUGACAUUAGUGCAGAAAAGAGAAUGAAAAGAAUAAAAGAAAAAACACAGAAGCAUCUGGACUCCUAUGCCCGUGAUGGCUUACGAACUCUGUGCAUAGCCAAGAAGGUCUUGAAUGAAGAUGACUUUCAAAAAUGGGCCAAUUUUCGUCGGGAGGCAGAAGCUGCAAUUGACAACAGAGAUGAGCUGUUAAUGGAGACAGCGCAGCAUCUGGAGACCAAACUCACCUUGCUGGGAGCAACUGGGAUUGAAGAUCGACUGCAAGAUGGAGUGCCUGACACCAUUGCGGCUCUUCGAGAAGCUGGUGUGCAAAUCUGGGUGUUGACAGGAGACAAACAGGAAACAGCAGUUAACAUUGCAUAUUCCUGUAAACUCCUGAACCAGAGAGACACUGUCUUCACCAUUAACACUGAAAAUAAGUGAGAAACUUGUGAAUCUCUCUUGAAUUUAACCUUGGAAGAGGUGAGGAAGAAUUACGAGGUUGAAAAACCACAGAGGAAGUUUUUUGGCAUUAUCCCUACAUCUUGCUCAGCCUCUGAGGCCCCCAGUCCUGAGUUCGGACUGGUGAUCGAUGGACGGACGCUGAACGUCAUCUUCCAGGCAGGCCUGGAGGAGCAGUUCCUGGCACUGACGAAGCACUGCCGCUCGGUGCUGUGCUGCCGUUCCACCCCUCUUCAGAAGAGCAUGGUGGUCAAGCUCAUCCGGAGGAAGCUGAAAGUGAUGACCCUGUCAAUAGGGGAUGGUGCAAAUGAUGUAAGUAUGAUUCAAGCAGCUGAUGUUGGAAUUGGAAUAUCUGGCCAAGAAGGCAUGCAGGCUGUGAUGGCUAGUGACUUUGCAAUAUCCCGAUUUAAGCAUCUGAAAAAACUGCUUCUUGUCCAUGGACAUUGGUGUUAUGCUCGCCUGGCAAAGAUGGUGAUUUACUUUUUCUACAAAAAUGUGAGCUACGUCAACCUGCUCUUCUGGUACCAGUUCUUCUGUGGGUUCUCAGGCAGCACAAUGAUAGAUUACUGGCAGAUGAUCUUUUUCAAUCUCUUCUUCACCUCGAUGCCCCCUCUUCUCUUUGGAGUCCUGGAUAGGGAUGUUUCUGCAGAAACACUUCUAAGUUUGCCCAAAUUGUACAAGAAUGGACAAAAUUCAGAGAUAUACAAGCUGUCAACUUUUAUUAUUACAAUGUUGGAUGCCUUCUAUCAGAGCCUCAUUUGCUUCUUUGUCCCCUAUUUGACAUACAAGGACUCUGACAUAGAUAUGUUUUCCUUUGGAAACCCCAUCAAUACCAUCUCCCUCCUGACCAUUCUCUUGCAUCAGGCUUUAGAAAUGAAAACGUGGACCCUGUUCCACUUGGUAACGAUGGUUGGCAGUGUGGUGUUUUACUUCAUCUUCUCUCUGAUCUACAAUGCCACCUGCGUGGUCUGCAACCCUCCCACCAACCCUUACUGGAUUAUGGAGAGACAGCUUUCAGACCCCACCUUCUAUUUACUGUGUCUUAUUACCCCAGUCAUCGCACUCUUGCCAAGGUUCUUUAUUUUUGCUCUGCAAGGAACCUUUGGAGCAUCUCUGAUUCUGAAAGCACAGCAACUAGAUAAACUUCCUAAAGGUCAACAGGAUCUUGAAAUCCAGAAGUUGAGAUCAAGAAAACAAACUACCUCUGGUGCACCUGUAGUAUCACCUGCAUCUAAUGAUGACCUUGACCAAAACAUCAGCCACUUAUGUGUGUCACCAUUUUUACAUCCAGCAGCAACAGCUGUCUCUCAGGGAGACACAGAAACUCGGGGACUUUCCACCUCUGAUGUGAAUCCUCUCAGGAAAGAGACACCUGAAGAAGGUUACUAUUUCUUUAAUAGGUGGGCAGAGGAAGAAUCUACUGCUACAGACUCUUCAGCAGGACCUUUCUCUGGCCAUUACCCCCCUGUACCCAGCAGGGUAACAAAUCCUGGACAGAACAGUGGCAAACUGACUAAAGAUAAUACUAACAAUUUUAAUCAUGGAAGCCAUCGGCGAUCUGUGAGUGCAGUGACGCUCUGAAGAAACAUUCAGAAAUGGGAUCCACAGCCCAUGUGGAAAAGGAUACCAUAGGGAAAAUAAAAGGUCUAUUUAUACUUAACCGUGAUGCUCCCUCAAAAGGAGAGAGGCAUGUGGAGUAGUGCAAUAAUAUCUCUAAUAUGCAACUUUUCCUAUGUGCAUAUAUAGUUUCGGUUUGUCAUUACAUGACUUCUUGAUCUUCCUGGUUCUGUUUCAUUAGAGGAAUGUUACAUGAGCAUCACACAGUUGCUGAGAAAUGUACAAUUACUUUCUUUCAUCAAGGAAUAUUUUUCUUUCACAGUAAUAGAUAAUAAUUGUACUAGUGAUGUUUCAGUGUUAUGCUAUUGAGGUAAUAGAAUGAGAAUCCAUUCUAUAUUAACCUAAGUCUUAGAGCAACACAUCCCACUCUAGCUUUUACUAGCAAGGUCUUAAAAAGACCUUACUAACUUAAAAAUUAGAGUUCUGCCUGGAAAAAAUGUUACCUCCUGGUACUAAAGCUAUUUGCAGAAUAACAGCAUCAGAAAGAGAUUAGAGAAUGUUCUGCUUUUUAAUAUAUGGACUUCAUACAUAUAGAAAUAUCAGGUCUAUAGUCUGUUUUCCCUGAACAGUAAGCUCAGUAUUUUUAUGCAGGCAGUGGUUUGACCUGAUACUGUUAAGAAAAGUAGAAAUGAGUUUAUAAAGUAGAAGAAUGCAAAUACUGAACUGCAAGAACUGACAGGAUAACUCAGGGAUAAGUGGAAUCUACUUGUUGAUACCUACAAAAGCAGACAGAUAUAAAAAGUCAAAUUCAAGGAUUUAUGUUCUGGAAUUCUAAAGUUGUCCCUGCUUUUUCAUCUAGAAACUGAGUUUCUUCCUUCCAUUUUCUAUAUAAUUAUGUAGUGUUGCUGCAUUCAGUCAAGUAUAAAUCAUGCUCCUCCCUAAGCUGGUUACAUUCACUAGUUGAUAGAGAUCUCAAUAACAGAAAUUUUGACAAGCAAUAUAUGAAGGUCACUAAUCACAUUGCAGUAAGUACAUGCUGUAGAAUGACCAAAAUAUGCAUAAUAUGUUCAUCCUUUUCAGUAUCUCAGGGCAACAAGAUGCAGGAAAAAGAAA